CCUCAAUCGGUGGCUCUCUACAUAAACUUUACCUGGCCCGAAUGUGCCAGACGCAGAGUACUGAGCGAUUACAGGACUACUGCGACCAGAAUACCUUGAUCAACUGGGAAUAGAGUUGACUCGGUCUUCUCACUAAUACUUUUGUUUCGCCUCACAAAAGUCAUCAAGUCGCCACAGUUCAUGAUAUCAGACACCUCUGUCAUUUCUACAACUACAAUUCUUCACUGGUCUGACUUUCAGAAUCACCCAUUUCAUUCUUGACUGCCGAUUGAACCACUCAGUGUUGUGAAGAUCGGCCAGUAGUUACACAGAGCAGUGAUGACGACAUAUCUCGACCCUCGGCCUCGACUUUAAGCAACCAUGGAUUCUACAGAAGAACAAAACAGAGACGGAGACUCCGCAUUCAUGGAGGCCGAUCAACCUGGAUCUAGUGCUACUGUCAACGGGCACACUGCCGGCAGCGAAUCUGCCGAAACGCUUCGCCUUCGGAGUCUGGAUGCUCAGGUUCGCGACCAGGAUGACCUUGAGCGAAACAUUGGUCGCGAGGCUGAUAGGCUUUUGUUCGAUCAAGCAAACCAGCGUGACCAACAGCGGCUCGACAAGUCCAGAUCACAGAAGGAAAAGCUACAGAAUCAAAUCCGAAAGACUUGGGAUGAUAUUAGCCAGCCCAUUGGUACAACUCGCCGCACAAAACUCCGGCAGGAUGUCGAACGCAUGCAAGGUCAAAUUCAAGACUUGGACAAUGAUAUUGCCGAUAUUGAGGAGAGAAUGCGCGAGCGCGAGACACAGGCUGGCGCGGACGAGCAGCAUGAUACCUCUGCCACAGGUCGUCUGCCAAAUGAGACGCAACGGGACUUCUUGAUCAGGACAGGAAAGAUCACCCCGUUCUCCAAGUUUGGCCUCUCCACCCAUGGCGAAUCGUCAGCAACUCUUCAAGGAGCGCUUUUGGAUGCCGAGGAAGAACCAGACCUUGACGAGAUUACACCCGAUGGGGCUAGUCGCAAGCUCAUGUCCCAUCGUCACCUGAGGCAGCCCGGCUUUGCGUCAAACUUUAAGGAUUCCAGCGCUGAAGAAGAGGUUGAGUCUGAACAGCCCUGGAAGCGAAGACGCCUUACGAAGAAGUCCGGAGGGAAGGACGAUGACGACUCCUACGAUGAAAGCUCAUUGCAAGACGAGGUCGCUUCUUCCGAAUCUCUUGACGAAGAUGCAGAGGAUGAAGGCAUGCCUACUACUACUGGCAAGAAGCGGCGAGCAAGCCGAAAGAGGACCGCUGGGGCAGAUGAUGAGGUAGAAGACUUUCGUGGCAUAGAUGACGGAAAUCAAGCAGUUUACCAAUCACGCGUGAAAAAGUGGGCAAUCAGGCGGCGACGUGCCAGGAAUCGCGUUCUACAGAUCCAAGAACAAGAGGACCUGGAAGCAGCUGACGACACUAUCGUCGAAGAGGAGGCACAUCUUCCGCACCCUGAGAUAGCCGACACCAUCUACGAUAACGGUUACAGGCUUCCUGGAGACAUCUUUCCCAGCCUCUUCGACUACCAAAAGACAGGAGUGCAAUGGCUACACGAGCUGUACACUCAACAGGUUGGAGGCAUAAUCGGUGAUGAAAUGGGCCUAGGCAAGACUAUCCAGAUGAUCGCCUUUUUGGCAGGCCUUCAAUACAGCAAGAAGCUGGAUAAGCCCAUCAUUGUGGUUUGUCCAGCUACUGUCAUGAAGCAAUGGGUGAAUGAGUUUCACAGAUGGUGGCCUCCUUUUCGCGUCGCUAUCUUACAUUCUUCUGGUAGUGGUAUGGUCAACCUACGGAACGAGUCUACCAAGGAAGAUCGAUUGCUCGACAUGGAAUGGGACCCGACUCGAAGCCGUGAGCCGUUGACGUCUGCUCAAAAGGCCGCACGCAAAGUGCUGAACCCUAUUUUGGACGAAGGCGGCGUGCUUGUGACGACUUACUCUGGGCUACAGACUUAUGCGCCACUUCUCAUCCCGGUUGAUUGGCAGUAUGCCAUCCUUGACGAAGGCCACAAAAUCAGAAAUCCCAACACUGCAAUCACCAUCUAUUGUAAGGAACUACGGACACCAAAUCGAAUCAUCCUCUCAGGCACGCCAAUGCAAAAUAACCUGGUCGAACUCUGGUCCUUGUUCGAUUUUGUCUUCCCCAUGCGUCUAGGGACGUUGGUCAAUUUCAGAAACCAGUUCGAAAUCCCGAUUCGCCAAGGUGGAUAUGCGAAUGCUUCGAAUCUACAAGUGCAGACCGCUUUUAAAUGCGCAGAGACCCUCAAGGAUGCCAUCAGCCCAUACCUGCUGCAGCGUUUCAAAAUUGACGUGGCUUCAGACCUGCCCAAGAAGAGCGAGCAGGUCCUGUUCUGCAAAUUGACCCCCUUGCAGCGUGCCGAGUACAAACGUUUCAUCAGCUCUGGUGACAUGGACGCCAUCAUGAAUGGCAGAAGACAAGUGCUUUAUGGGGUUGAUAUCCUCCGAAAGAUUUGCAAUCACCCUGAUCUGACAGACCACAAGCAUCUGUCUAUCAAACCUAGCUACGAUUAUGGCAACCCUGCCAAAUCAGGCAAGAUGCAAGUUGUUGGUUCGCUCCUCGAGUUAUGGAAAGAAACUGGCCACAAGACACUUCUGUUCGCUCAGCAUAGAAUCAUGCUUGAUAUAUUGGAGAAAUAUGUCAAAUCUCUUGCGGGCUUCAAGUAUAGGCGCAUGGACGGUAAUACUCCAAUUCAGUUUCGGCAAAGUAUGGUCGAUGAGUUCAACACCGAUCCUGACUUGCACGUCUUCCUUUUGACCACCAAAGUCGGCGGGCUUGGCAUCAACUUGACCGGCGCUGACCGGGUUAUCAUAUAUGACCCAGAUUGGAAUCCGUCAACAGAUCUUCAAGCCCGCGAGAGAGCCUGGCGGCUGGGCCAGAAGCGGGAAGUGACAAUCUAUCGCCUGAUGACUGCCGGCACAAUAGAAGAGAAGAUCUACCAUCGACAGAUCUUCAAGCAAUUUCUGACCAACAAGAUAUUGAAGGACCCGAAGCAGCGGCAGACUUUCCAUCUGAAUGACCUUCACGAUCUAUUUACCUUAGGAAAUGAAGGGGAGCCCACCGAGACAAGCGCACUUUUCAAGGAUGCGCAAGUGAAAUACAAUUCCAAGACGGCCGACACUAAGGAUGCGGCACCCGACGGCGAAAACCAACCAGACCCCACACCCAGCGACACCAAAAUCGAGGCGUUACCGGGCAUAUCCUCCGUGGAGCAAUAUGCCGGUGAAGUCGCGGAAGAAGAGAAAGCCCUCAAUGAGGGAGCGAACAACUCCGAAGCCAGGAUGAUGGAAGGUAUUUUCGUACGUUCCGGUAUCCACUCUGCCGUUGAGCAUGAUACAAUCAUCGAUGGUUCGAAGCCUGGAAAGAAGAUUGCAGCAGAUCCGGUCCUGAUAGAGCAAGAAGCUCGUAGAGUAGCUGCGGAAGCCGCCAAAGAGCUCAGACGUGCUGGUGAGCUUGCUCGGACCGUCCCGAUCGGAACUCCAACGUGGACUGGACAAUUUGGUGUCGCGGGUCGGCCACAAGAGACAACUGCUCUACGGGCUUUCAGCUCAAACUCGCGAGGUAGAGGCGCAGGCAUGCAGUCAUCAAGUCUUCUCGCUGGCUUGCAGCAGCGGCAGGCAGGUAUGGCAUCGAGCCGUGACGGCACGCCGAGAACGUCAAGUCCAGCAAGAUCAUCCGGGUCGGCAACCUCAGCAUCCAGAUCCGGUACACCAGCUCUGCCCCAAGGCAAGGACUUUGGCAAGCUCAUUCGUGAUUACCUGUCGAGCCACGGUGGGAGCGUGUACACUCAAAUGCUGAUCGAUCACUUUAACCGGCUCUGUACGACACCGCAGGCUACCGCGGAGUUCAAGGAGACGCUCAAGUUGAUCGCAAGACUCGAGAAGGGUAGUCGUGGCAGAGGCCGAUGGGUUUUGAAGGAUGAGUACAAGAAAUAGAGAUCAGGUCACUCAGAUUAAGGUGCUUGCCCGCGAAUGGGCCAUCUCAACACGCAGAUCCGUCCG
Molecule: messenger RNA, 4026 nt
Organism: Exophiala xenobiotica
Lineage: Eukaryota; Fungi; Ascomycota; Eurotiomycetes; Chaetothyriales; Herpotrichiellaceae
Exons: 1
Coding region: 361-3960 (1199 amino acids)
Biological process (GO): transcription-coupled nucleotide-excision repair
Cellular component (GO): nucleus
Molecular function (GO): ATP-dependent chromatin remodeler activity; ATP binding
Source: RefSeq, a predicted model, not a curated record